AUACAACUCAAGGUGCUUUGAAUCGGCCAUCAUAUUCCAUCAACACAAAAGCAGAAUUUGGAAUGCUCAUCUAAACACUACAGUGACAUCAAGACAAUCAAUUCUCCACACUUGUGCGGCGAAUGAAUAGGAAGGCAAUCACUUUAUACCGUUUACACUAUUACUAAACAAUCAUGUCUUUAAACGGUCCAGCUGCAUUCGCUCACCUCCUUCAAAGGCGACCAAGAGGACCUCAAUCAGAUAUCGAAAGACAAGAUGCCAAUGGAACGGGUGAUAAUCAAAUACCAGCUUCACCACAAGAAAACAGAAGAGAAGCAAGCAAUAAUUCAAGAUUCUCAAGAAUAUCUCGAGGUAUUUCAUCUUUUCGUGAUCGACAAAAUGAACGUAAUCAAAAUGCGGAACGUGCAAAUGCAGAAGUACAAAGGAUUGUAGCAGAAUUGAACAGAAGACGUAAUGCAAACGAUGGCGAUCAAGCUACGCGAAAUGGCGAUUUGGAAGCACAAUUACCAAAUGCAGGUAAUACUGGCACGAUGAACUCUACAUCAGCACCACUUUCAAUGAGAAAGAUUACAGGUAAAUCCAGACGUGAAAGAGAGGAAGGGGCAACUCUCUUUGGUCCCAAUCUAGCCAAUUAUUUCGGUAGCGGAAGUUCGACAAGUGGCGCAAUCGCUGGUGCAUUAGUAUCACAGCAAUCAAAUUCUGUCGGCGCCUCAGGAUUGACUUCGAACGCUAUCGGCUCGUCUUCAAACGUUGAUGCAAUGCAAAGAAGACCAAGACUUGGCAGUCGAGGAAGGGCUCGUGGUGCAAGUUUGAGCGGCUUGAGUCAAUAUUCGCUAAACAAUCUGGAUGCCAUUGAUUCAGUCCCUUCUCUUGCUGAUCCAGCUUUGAUGAGUCAAGUGAGCAUCUCUCAAAUGGAUGCAAGACCUAACGAAUCGGAUGGUAACGAAAUUCCCAUGACAGAAGGCAUUGAGCUGGAUACCCUUCGCAGAUGGAUAGAAAGGAGUACUGUGGGCGGCACAGUUGAAGUGGGUAAUGCGGAAGAAGUUGCACAAUUACGUGGCAAUCCUGGAAAUCCAAGCACGAUGUGCUCUACCUUACAAAGCUACGUCAACUUGAAGCGCAACACUAUUAAACUUCAUGCUUUACCUCAGGAAAAGUCACACAGUCUAUCGGCAUCCUUUGAAGAUCCACUGCACCGUUCAACUUCACCCAAUCAUCAAUCAUUGUCAACCCAUUCAAUCUCAUUUGAGUAUGAUUGUGCGGCACCAUUCGCCAGCGUUCAAGUGUUCGUUCGAGCGAGCCGCAAGCACGGCAGUUGGGUUACAUGGACAACUGCACGCGAAUCAGCAGGUUUGCCGAUCGAUCUGACCAUCGGUGCAGAAGAUGACGGUGAAUCUCGAUCCCUGGGUCAACGAGGUCCGCCACCACAUGUUUUAGGAUGGCCAGUCUUUGUUACUCGUGCCCGUAAAGGUUUCUCUGUUCCUCUUUCCGUUCAAGUUGCUCUACGAUUGGAGUUGUAUGCGCCACCAAAAUUACAGAGCGCUCAAGAUUCUACAACUUUGCCAAAGACACCUGCUCCCGUUGCAAACCCUAUUCCUGAAACACCUGCGAUCGAUGCUUCUCAUCGAUUGGAUGAACCAGAAACACCUGCAGUGACUGCUCCUUCUUUUGAUCCUUUGUCGUUGAUUCGAUCGAAUGAAACAGGUCAAUUGCCUUCAGCUUUGCCUGGCGUUGCAGCAGCAGUCACUGGCGCAAACGAUCAGCAAGAUUCGCGAAAUGGACAAACGGAAUCCAGUACAAAUGCAGUCACUGAGACAAAGGAAGAGAAGGCAGCUCGUGAACGUGCUGAACGGGAGACACUCAAGAUUGCUGUCGUCGUUGAAGCAUUGGAUGAAGAUGGGAAACCAUUACGGGAACCGAAUUUGCAAACGACAUACAUGCGAAUUGCUUCUUUGCCUAUCAGGAGUACAAGUGAAGGCAGAGUGGAAGUCAUUGAUGAUGAAGGGGCAGCAGGAGAAGCAGAUGAUGCUGGAAUCAUUCAUGAUAUUGCUUUACCACCUUCAGCACCUCUUUCACCAACGGCGAAAUCAACUACCGAUACAUCAAGAGCCUGGUCUGUUCAAGUUGAAGGUCAAGAAGCUGAAAUUGGACCUCAUCGAUUCCAAUUACAAGAAUUGUACGGAUUAUCAUCAAGACCACCACCACCGCAACAACAGCAACACGAUGAUGAAAAUCAAGAAGGAGAAGAAGGAGCGACUGGCGAAACACCUUUACCGCAAAUUGAUCUUAUGGACAAUGAAGGAAAUGCAUCUGAAUGUUUGAUUUGCUUAAGUGCGCCACCGUCAACGUUAUUGUUACCAUGUACACAUGGUCUUUGUUUGGAUUGUGCUGUUCAACUUCGCGAUACUGUGAAAGCCACACGUGAAAGUGAAAGAAGGAGAGGAAGGAGACCGAAACGCAAAUAUGCUUGUCCGGUUUGUAGGAGAGUGUAUUCGAGUAUGCUUCAUUUGAGUGCUGUUGACGAAAAGUAUUUGGCUCAAUCUGCUACUGCUUCGUAAAAACGUUCAGGUUUUUUUUUCUUUAAUUGCUCUUGUUUAUAUUAUACCCUUUUGCACCAUCACAUCUUAUGAUUUUGAUGUUUAUG
Meira miltonrushii is the source of this 2644-nucleotide messenger RNA. RefSeq lists its product as uncharacterized. Gene Ontology annotation, cellular component: cytoplasm. Gene Ontology annotation, molecular function: ubiquitin protein ligase activity. The coding region runs from base 174 to 2558 and encodes 794 amino acids. The record is from RefSeq and is a predicted model, not a curated record. NCBI's taxonomy places the organism in Eukaryota, Fungi, Basidiomycota, Exobasidiomycetes, Exobasidiales, Brachybasidiaceae. The transcript has a single exon. Gene Ontology annotation, biological process: protein ubiquitination.